CCAUACCGCCAUGACUGUUUUUCUCACCCUCCAACGGAUCAGAAGGCAAAAAUAAAACCCAACAAACAGAUAGAAAUCCAAAAACGGAACCUGAAUACGUCAAAAGCUUGAAACUUCUUCAAUACUGGUGACAGAGUGAAACCAACGAUAUCUUCUCCAACAGUCAUUAGAAAAAAAGAAGAAAAAAACUCUGUUUCUCUCUUUUUCUGUAAGCUCCAGUUCUGUUUAUUCGAUUCAACUCAGUAAUGGAGAGUUUGGCACUGAGUUAUGAGCUCCGAGUUGCGAUUUUCAGUAUGAUAUCUCCGCUCUUGGAUCCUCCUCCAUUUACUGUCACAGACAAGUCUUACUUGUAGUGUUUCGCUUUCUCUUUUGCGUUCUUAUGCUCGCCGUAGCUGUGAUCUCGCUGUUGAUUCCUUGAAAUCUCUCAGAUCUAACCUGUAUUUUCUAAUAAUCAACGGCGUCGGUGAUGUCGGUGCUUGCAGUCGUAAAUACCAUUGAAGUAUCAAGAAAUAUCCGCUGUCUGUUGCUGCAUCUUUUGUUUUUUUCUUGUUAUGCAAUUACCACUACCGAUGCCAACUUGGUUGAUGAUCAACACUUCAAGGAACCAAUUGUACUUCCAAGCAGACUGCCUGCCGCUGCACCUGCUAUUCAUGAUCAGCCUCUCCCAGCCAAGCUUCCGCAGUUUCGUAAACCACUAAGAAAACAUUUAUCACCACUUGGUGCAUCAUCAAUCGCGGAAGCACCAGCAGGACCUCCUAAUUAUGGUCCAUUAGUAACUUCUAGUCACCCCCCUACUAGUUCAAAUUUGUUAAAAACAUCAAUAAAGAAGAACGUUUUAGUGCCUCCCAGUGUUGGAUUGCUAGACGUUGCACCAACACAAUCCAAAGCUGGUGUAAAUGCUUCUGGUUUAGCUCAGCCACCAUUAUCUCCGUAUGUCUCUGAUUGUUGCAAACCUAACAUGGUGAUGAAACAAGGGAGUCAUAAUUGCCAUUGCGUGUAUCCCAUAAAGCUUGACCUUCUCCUUUUGAAUGUCUCACAAAGUCCUAACUGGGGCAAAUUUCUGCAAGAAUUAGCUUCCCAGCUUGAUUUGCUAGAUUCACAAAUUGAGCUUAUCAACUUUUAUGUUCUCAGCUUGUCAAGAUUAAAUAUUUCUAUGGAUAUUAUUCCUCAUACGGGAAUUGGCUUCUCUGCCACUGAUGCGUCUUCAAUAAAUUCUUCACUUGCAUUACAUAAGGUUCAUUUCGACUCCACCCUCGUGGGUGAUUACAGACUCCUCAAUCUUACCUGGUUUGAACCUCCAGCCCCUUCCCAAGCUCCUAGCGUUGCUUCAUCCCCUGUGAAAGCACCAGCACAUCAAUUUGCAGCUUCCUCAUCACCCAGUGCUUCAGGCAGAGGCAAACAUUCAAAUCUAAUUCUUAUACUCAGUAUUGGCGCUGGCAUUGUGAUUAUUUCUAUAAUACCUAUGCUUAUAAUUUGCUCAUGUGCAUUUUGUGAAGGAAAGCCUGAAGGAUCUCCUAAAAGAACUGUGAAGCCAAGGACUACGGAUGCAGUUCCAGCAGGAGGGUCUCUUCCACAUCCUAGCAGUACACGGUUUUUAGCCUAUGAAGAACUUAAGGAAGCAACAAAUAACUUUGAACUUGCAAGCAUACUUGGAGAGGGAGGGUUUGGUAGAGUUUUCAAGGGUGUCUUAAGUGAUGGUACAGCUGUAGCAAUUAAGAGGCUUACUAGCGGAGGGCAACAAGGUGAUAAAGAAUUUCUAGUUGAGGUUGAGAUGCUUAGCAGGUUGCAUCACCGGAAUCUUGUGAAGCUUGUGGGCUACUGUACUAGUCACGACUCUUCGCAAAAUCUACUGUGUUAUGAACUUGUUCCAAAUGGAAGCUUGGAGGCCUGGCUACAUGGUCCUCUGGGGGUAAAUUGUCCUUUAGAUUGGGACUCUAGAAUGAAGAUCGCACUUGAUGCUGCAAGAGGUCUAGCAUACCUGCAUGAGGACUCACAACCAUGUGUUAUCCACAGAGACUUCAAGGCAUCCAAUAUAUUGCUUGAGAACAACUUUCAUGCAAAAGUUGCUGAUUUUGGACUUGCCAAACAGGCACCUGAAGGCAGAGCAAAUUACCUUUCCACCCGUGUCAUGGGCACAUUUGGGUAUGUAGCCCCUGAGUAUGCUAUGACUGGACAUCUACUGGUAAAAAGUGAUGUUUACAGCUAUGGAGUUGUUCUCCUUGAGUUGCUAACAGGGAGGAAACCUGUGGAUAUGUCACAACCAUCUGGGCAGGAAAACCUCGUCACUUUGGCCAGGCCAAUUCUUAGAGACAAGGAUAGGCUAGAAGAGCUUGCUGAUCCAAGGCUUGGGGAAAAAUAUCCAAAAGAAGAUUUUGUACGGGUUUGCACCAUUGCAGCAGCUUGUGUUGCCCCUGAGGCAAACCAACGACCCACCAUGGGUGAAGUGGUCCAAUCGCUUAAAAUGGUGCAACGUGUCACAGAAUAUCAGGAUUCUAUGUCAGCCUCCAAUACCCGGCCGAACAUGAGACAGUCAUCGGCUACAUUUGAGUCUGAUGGGACAUCUUCAAUAUUCUCUUCAGGUCCUCACUCUGGUCUAAUUGCUUUUGAUAAUGACAACAUCUCUCGCACAGCAGUCUUCUCAGAAGAUCUUCACGAAGGACGAUGAAUGCUUUCAAAGUUGGUUAACCUGGAUCCUUCACUUAAUUUGAAAAGCCUUCAUAGUCCAAUAAUACAAUCCAAGGAAUUAGAUUAAUUGAAUAUAGCAAAGUAUUAGUAGGAAUUCUUUCAGGUAGUAUCGAAGGUGUCGUAGUUGUGAUUGGUGGAGCUGGGAGGGGAGUUUCUUGGCUGUGCCUUGUGGAAGACCGCUGCAAAUUUUCCUAAAGGCGGUGGUUAUUCUCUACGUGGUUGCCAACAUUUUGUAUAUACGCUAGCUUUGUCUUAUUGGAUUGCCCUGUUUGGGUUCUUGUUUAAUCUUCUUUUCUUUCAUCACGCUAUCAAAUCCAUGCAGUAUUUUCCAGGC
This is a messenger RNA of Manihot esculenta (cassava), 3019 nucleotides long. Its product is annotated as receptor-like serine/threonine-protein kinase ALE2. Bases 467 to 2665 code for a protein of 732 amino acids. The transcript has 8 exons. Gene Ontology annotation, molecular function: protein kinase activity; ATP binding. Lineage: Eukaryota; Viridiplantae; Streptophyta; Magnoliopsida; Malpighiales; Euphorbiaceae. Gene Ontology annotation, biological process: protein phosphorylation. The record is from RefSeq and is a predicted model, not a curated record.